AUGGAAGUGGAUGGCUCAACAGAAAAUGAAGAAGCGAAUGAUGUUGAUCCUUUGGAUGCGUACAUGUUGGACGUAACAGCAGAAGCUCGAAAAAUCAACGAAGAAGAUCAGAAGCGAAUGCAAGAAUUGGAAUACACAGAUUCAAACAAACGCAAUAUUAUAGAAGGUGAAAAUGAUGAUACUCAAAAAGGAAGUGAUGAUGAAUAUGGUAGCGAUCCUGAAGAUAUUUUAGCUAUGGCAGCGAAAAAGGUCAAGCGAAAAGAUUUGGCAGCAGUGGAUCACAGUAAAAUGACAUAUGAACCGUUCCGAAAAGAUUUUUAUAUUGAACCUGCUGAAUUAAGAGAUAUGACUCCAGAUGAAGUGGAUUUACUACGUGUGGAAUUAGAUGGAAUCAAGAUUCGUGGUGUUGACUGUCCUAAACCAAUUCAGAAAUGGACUCAUUGUGGUUUACCUGUUGGUUGUCUUGAAGUCAUUCGUAAACUCAAAUUUGAAAAACCAACUUCUAUCCAAGCACAAGCAAUACCAGCAAUCAUGCAUGGACGGGAUGUGAUUGGUGUGGCGAAAACUGGAUCUGGAAAAACAAUUGCCUUUUUACUACCAAUGUUUCGACAUAUCAAGGAUCAACGACCUUUAGAAAUGGGUGAAGGUCCUAUUGCGAUCAUCAUGACUCCUACAAGAGAAUUAGCAACACAAAUUCAUAGAGAAUGCAAACCAUUUUUGAAAGUGCUUGGACUAAGAGCGGUUUGUGCAUAUGGUGGUAGUCCUAUUAAAGAUCAAAUUGCUGAUUUGAAACGAGGUGCUGAAAUCAUUGUGUGUACUCCUGGUCGAAUGAUUGACUUGCUCUGUGCCAAUUCUGGUCGUGUCACCAAUUUGAAUCGAGUCACUUAUAUGGUGUUGGAUGAAGCUGAUCGUAUGUUUGAUAUGGGUUUUGAACCACAAGUGAUGAAAAUCGUAAACAAUGUACGUCCAAAUCGUCAAACUGUCUUGUUCUCAGCUACAUUCCCACGUCAGAUGGAAGCUCUUGCUAGAAAGGUAUUGAAGAAACCCUUAGAAAUCACAGUCGGUGGUCGUAGUGUUGUAUGUAGUGAUGUUGAACAAAUUGUAGAAGUUCGUGAAGAUUCAACCAAGUUUAUGCGACUUUUGGAAAUUUUGGGUCAAUUCUACAAUGUGGAAGAUGAUGAUGCUCGAGUAUUGAUAUUUGUGGAUCGACAGGAAGCAGCUGAUAAUUUACUACGUGAUUUGAUUCGAAAGGGUUAUUUAUGUCAAUCUUUACAUGGUGGCAAGGAUCAAGUUGAUCGGGAUAGUACUAUUUCUGAUUUCAAAUCAGGGGCAACCAAUAUUCUUAUUGCAACUUCCGUGGCUGCUCGUGGUUUAGAUGUAAAACAAUUAAAAUUGGUGAUCAAUUACGAAUGUCCAAACCAUAUGGAGGAUUAUGUUCAUCGUGUAGGUCGAACAGGUCGUGCAGGCAACAAAGGUACAGCAUAUACAUUUAUCACUCCAACUCAAGAACGAUAUGCCAUGGAUAUUUGUAAAGCAUUACGUCUCAGUGGUCAAACCGUCCCUCCUGACUUGCAAGCAUUGACGGAUGAAUUCCAAUCAAAAGUGAGAAGUGGACAAGAACGAUUUGCUGGUUCUGGAUUUGGUGGAAAAGGAUUAGAACGAUUUGAUAAAGAUCGUGAUUUGGUUAAAAAGAUUCAAAAGAAGGCAUAUGGUGGAGAUGAUCUUGAAGAAUCAGAUGAAGAAGUGGAAUUAGAAACAACUCGUAUUAUACCCGGUCAAGUCAAGACACCAACCCCAGCAGAAGUAGAUAGUACAUCCAACGUGAACUCUGAAUCUCAAAGCAUGGCAGCAUUAGCGGCAAAGAAGGCGGCAGAAGUGGCGGCUCGAUUAAUGGCAAAUGCUGGUAUGAAUAAAUCCCAAACAAUGGAACAAGAUGAAAAUGAAGAUGCUCGACCUGUUUAUGCCGAAGAAAUCAAUAUCAACGAUUUUCCUCAAAAGGCAAGAUGGAAAGUUACCAACAAGGAACAAAUCUCACAAAUCAGCGAAAUUACUGGUGCAGCUAUCACAACCAGAGGUACAUUCUUCCCAGCUGGAAAACAACCUGGACCCAACGAGCGGAAAUUAUACUUGUUUAUUGAAGGGGACUCUGAAAUGGUAUUGGAAAAGGCCAAGCGUGAAAUCAAACGAAUUCUUGAAGAAGCAACUGUGGCAUCAUUAGAAGCUGAAGCUAGAACUGGAGGUGGUGCUCCUAGUAGAUAUUCUGUUGUAUAG
Halteromyces radiatus is the source of this 2271-nucleotide messenger RNA. RefSeq names its product P-loop containing nucleoside triphosphate hydrolase protein. Gene Ontology annotation, cellular component: nucleus. Gene Ontology annotation, molecular function: ATP binding; RNA helicase activity; nucleic acid binding. The record is from RefSeq and is a predicted model, not a curated record. The coding region runs from base 1 to 2271 and encodes 756 amino acids. Lineage: Eukaryota; Fungi; Mucoromycota; Mucoromycetes; Mucorales; Cunninghamellaceae. The transcript has 9 exons. Gene Ontology annotation, biological process: mRNA splicing, via spliceosome.